Otolemur garnettii (small-eared galago) is the source of this 954-nucleotide messenger RNA. Its product is annotated as olfactory receptor 51G2-like. The transcript has a single exon. Gene Ontology annotation, molecular function: olfactory receptor activity; G protein-coupled receptor activity. Gene Ontology annotation, cellular component: membrane. NCBI's taxonomy places the organism in Eukaryota, Metazoa, Chordata, Mammalia, Primates, Galagidae. The record is from RefSeq and is a predicted model, not a curated record. Gene Ontology annotation, biological process: G protein-coupled receptor signaling pathway.
AUGCUUCCUAUGAAUAGCACAAACUCCUUCUCCACCUUCCAGGUGACAGGCAUUCCUGGGCUGGAGGCUGUGCACAUCUGGAUCUCCAUACCCUUCUGUGCCAUGUUCUUCAUUACCUUGGUGGGUAACCUGACCAUCAUGACAGUUAUCUGGAAGGAGCAGACCCUCCAUGCACCCAUGUACCUCUUCCUGGCCAUGCUAGCCGCCUCUGACCUGGGGCUGUCCCUCUUCACUUUCCCCACAAUACUGAUGAUUUUCUGCGUGGAUGCUUGAGAGCUGACCUCUUCUGCUUGUUUCACCCAAAUGUUCUUUAUUCACACCUUCCAGAAUUUUGAGUCUGCUGUUAUUCUGACCAUGGCCUUUGACCGCUAUGUGGCCAUUUCUCGUCCAUUGCACUAUUCAUCCAUCCUCACCAAUAGCGUGAUUUCCAAGAUAGGCUUGGCUAUUUUUGUGAGAACCUUGGCAGUGGAGGUGCCUCUUCCUAUCCUCUUGAGGAGGCUGUGCUUCUGUCGCUCCAACGUACUUUCUCACUCCUACUGCCUGCAUCCUGACAUUAUAAAGCUCUCCUGCUCCAACACUAGGAUCAAUAGCAGUUUAGGGUUAUUUGUGGCACUGUCUACUAUGGGACUUGACUUUUUGCUCAUUCUCUUUUCUUAUGUGCUGAUUCUGAAAACUGUACUGAGCAUUGCUUCCCAUGGUGGCCGUCUCAAGGCCCUCAACACUUGUGUCUCCCACAUCUCUGCUGUGAUUAUCUUCUUCACACCCAUGAUCUGUCUGUCAAUGCUGCACCGCUUUGGCUCAAGACUUCCCUCACAUGUCUACGUGACCCUAGCCAACAUGCACUUCCUCAUUCCUCCCGUGAUGAACCCCAUUGUCUAUGUUGUAAAAACCAAGCAAAUGCGGGAUAAAAUAUUUAAGUUUUUCAUCAAAAGAGGACCUGGAGAAUUGAGGUGA